CAUAAAUUAGGUCCCGGCUGCUCUUCUGUGGCAUAUGGUGCAUCGGAAGAGAUAGGACCAUUUAGAAUAAACAAGAGUGCUUCAGGACUAAACUUGAACAAGUUCUCAUGGAACACAGUUGCCAAUCUCUUGUUCUUGGAAACUCCAGCCGGGGUCGGCUUCUCCUACAGCAACCGCUCCUCUGAUCUCUUUGACACCGGUGAUCGUCGCACUGCAAAGGACUCAUUGCAAUUCAUAAUCCGAUGGCUGGAUCGAUUCCCACGAUACAAGGGCAGAGAAGUAUAUCUCACAGGCGAGAGCUAUGCAGGACAUUAUGUUCCUCAGCUAGCCAAAGCAAUUUUGACAUACAAUUCACAGUCCAAACACCCAAUCAAUCUUAAAGGAAUAAUGGUGGGUAAUGCAGUGACAGACAACUACUACGAUAACCUAGGAACGGUGACAUACUGGUGGAGCCAUGCAAUGAUCUCCGAUAAAACCUACAAGCAACUGAUCAACACAUGCGAUUUUAGGAGGCAGAAGAACUCAGAUCAAUGUGAGUCGUUGUAUAGCUACGCCAUGGAUAAAGAGUUUGGAAACAUAGACCAGUAUAACAUUUACGCACCACCAUGCAACAACUCCGAUGGAAGCACAAGAACUUCUACAAGGCAGACUGCUAUGCAUUUGCCUCAUCGACCGAUGUUCCGGCAAAUAUCCGGCUAUGAUCCUUGUACGGAGAAAUAUGCUGAGCUUUAUUACAACAGGCCAGAUGUACAGAAAGCACUCCAUGCCAACAUAACCAAAAUUCCUUAUAAGUGGACUGCUUGCAGUGAGGUUUUAAAUCGAAACUGGAACGACACAGAUGUAUCGGUUCUUCCUAUUUACAGGGAUAUGAUAACUGCUGGUUUAAGGAUUUGGGUUUUCAGUGGAGAUGUGGACUCAGUGGUGCCAGUCACAGCCACUAGAUAUUCCCUUGCACAACUCAAAUUGGCCACCAAAAUUCCAUGGUACCCCUGGUAUACUAAGAAGCAGGUCGGAGGGUGGACAGAGGUAUACGAAGGGCUGACAUUUGCAACAGUGAGAGGAGCAGGUCAUGAAGUUCCACUUUUCAAGCCAAGAGCAGCUCUUGAGCUUUUCAGAUCAUUUAUUCAAGGGAGGCCUCUUCCCAAAUCCUCAUGAAAAUUGAAAAAUAAAAAUAAAAGAUAAAUAUAAAGACGUGAAAAGGAAAAAAAUUAUUCCUUGUCAAUUCUAAUACCAAUUGGUCUUCUGAAUUUUUAUUGUCCUCCCAGCUUGACAAGAAAUGUUCCGCAAGUGUUGAGAAACAAGUAGAGAGAAAUGAGAGUAUGAUUAUGUUUUAGGAUAGGCAUAUGAGGUGAAAUAUGAAAAAGGUGUAGUUUGUAAUUUGUGGUUGUUUGCUUCCCAGCAUCAAGUGCGACUUUUGGUAGACCCAAGUGUAAAACUCCAUUGAUGGGGGUGUUUGAUUCUUAUUCAAAGUGUCAAGUGAUGAUUCAAAUAUUCGAA
Molecule: messenger RNA, 1497 nt
Organism: Pyrus x bretschneideri (Chinese white pear)
Lineage: Eukaryota; Viridiplantae; Streptophyta; Magnoliopsida; Rosales; Rosaceae
Product: serine carboxypeptidase-like 25
Exons: 7
Biological process (GO): proteolysis
Cellular component (GO): vacuole
Molecular function (GO): serine-type carboxypeptidase activity
Source: RefSeq, a predicted model, not a curated record